AUGGCUUUUGGAUAUCUGGAUGACCUCCAUAGCCGGUUCUAUGAUCAGUAUGGAAGGAAGGUGCGCAGUGUCACCAGACCAUACACCUUCAUAGAGUUUGACAAUUACAUCCAAAAAGCAAAAAAAAUGUUUGCGGACAGCAGGGCAAGGAGAAACCUCAGCAGUAUCAACACCGAGUUGCAGGAUGUCCAGAGAAUAAUGGUUGCCAAUAUUGAAGAAGUUCUGCAACGUGGAGAAGCCCUUUCUGCUCUGAACACAAAGGCCAGCAAUUUGUCCUCGUUGGCAAAGAAGUAUCAAAGUGACGCAAAGUACCUCAACACUCGUUCUGCUUAUGCGAAGUUGGCUGCAAUGGCAGUGGUUCUCCUGACACUCAUAAUCUAUGUGCGGUUCUGGUGGCUCUGA
Molecule: messenger RNA, 402 nt
Organism: Knipowitschia caucasica
Lineage: Eukaryota; Metazoa; Chordata; Actinopteri; Gobiiformes; Gobiidae
Source: the annotation of a GenBank genome assembly